AUGCAGGAGGAGCGCUGCUGGGAUGAUAUGGAAUGUGGCCAGUUGCCUGCAGACACCCUCCGACAGGUGAAAAUCCAGCGUGACCCUGCCUAUGGAUUUGGCUUUGUGGCCGGAAGCGAGAGACCUGUGGUAGUGCGCUCCGUGACCUCAGGAGGGCCAUCUGAGGAUAAGCUCUUGGCAGGUGACCAAAUUUUGGCCAUAAACCACGAAGAUGUAAGUGACGCCCCCAGAGAGAAAAUCAUAGAACUUGUCAGAGGCGCCAAGGAGGCCGUGGUUCUUACAGUGCUACAGACUCAUCAGUCCCCCAAAUCGGCCUUUAUCAGUGCAGCCAAAAAGGCAAAGUUGCGGUCCAACCCCGUGAAAGUGCGCUUUUCGGAACACGUCACCAUUGGCGAGACUGAUCCAGACAUGCUGAAGAAGGAAGCUCUUCUUCUUAUCCCAAACGUGCUGAAGGUUUUCCUUGAGAAUGGACAGAUCAAGUCUUUCACGUUUGAUGGCCGAACCACUGUCAAGGAUGUGGUGAUGACCCUGCAGGAUCGACUGUCCCUGAGGCAGAUUGAGCAUUUCUCCCUGGUCUUGGAAUACUCCAGCCCUGAACAGAGCCAUAAGUUCCUCCUUCUGCAGGACAAGCAGCCCCUGGCCCAUGUGGUACAGAGGACACACUACCAAGGCAUGCGAUGCCUCUUCCGUGUCAGCUUCUUUCCCAAAGACCCCGUGGAGCUGCUGCAGAGAGACCCUGCAGCCUUUGAGUACCUGUACAUCCAGAGCCGCAAUGAUGUGAUCAGGGAACGAUUUGGGAUGGAGCCCAAGCCGGAAAUGCUGCUCGGCCUGACUGCCCUGCACAUUUACAUCACUGUUUCAGCCACACGGCCAAGCCAGAAAGUGUCUCUCAAAAACGUGGAGAAGGAAUGGGGCCUGGAGCCAUUCCUGCCCCCCUCACUGUUGCAAGGCAUCAAAGACAAGAGUCUUCGGAAGGCGCUUUCUCAGCAGCUGAAGGCACAUCAGAACCAGCCCCCCUGUGGCACCAAGAUCACCACCACCCAAGCCAAGCUCCACUACCUGCACAUCCUGAAUGAGCUGCCGACCUUUGCAGGCGUCCUGUUCAGCACUGUGGGACUGGAUGAGAAACAGCCAGCCACCACCCUCCUGGUGGGGCCUCGCCAUGGCAUCAGCCACGUCAUUGACCUGAAGACAAACCUCACCACCGUGCUCUCUGAGUUCAGCAAAGUCAGCAAGAUCCAGCUCUUCAGAGAGAACCAGGGCGUGGCCCGGGUGGAAACAAGCAUCCUGGAUGCCAAGCCUCUGGUGCUGCUAAUGGAAUGGCCGGAGGCCACCAACUUCACCUGCCUCAUUGCCGGCUACUGCCGCCUCCUGGUGGAUUCCAAGAGGAUGAUCUUUUCCCGGCCCACCAGUCAGGCACCACCACCACCGCCUCCUCUGAUCAAGGCAGAUGGCAGCACAUUCAUCAGCCCGCAGCCUCCUCCACCAGCAGGGCACCUGGCUAAGAAAGAGAGCAGGCUCCUGGGAGCCUGCCUCCCCAACCCCGGGUUGGGGCGUGGCCCUCAAGCUCCCCUGGCCUCCGACUCGGAGCUCGUCAGCUUUUGCUACCUGCACACACGGGAGCAGAAGGAAUGCAAGAGCAGGACAGACAUCAAUGAAAAUGUGAUCCUCUUCGAGGAGUCUCGGCCCCGGACCAAGUCUGACCCCACAUCCAAGAGGACUGGGCGAGACUGCAGCAGGGCCACCCAGGAUCAGGACCCAGAUGGCCUGGACCAGGAGCACCAGGCCAACCGAGCCAGGGCAUACACCAUGGAUGGCCACCAGGGGAGUCAGCCUCUGCAGCUGUACUGCGACUCAUGCAAGGCCAGAGUCCAGCACCAACAGCCAACCGCCCACAGAGGUGGCAAUCCUGGCCCCACACGGGACAAUGUGGUGGACCUGACAUCCCUCCCCCCUCCAGGGAGUGAUGAAGAGGACGACGAAACCACGGCCCUCCUCCCGGCCAUCGCUGCACCCCCUCCUGGUUUCCAAGACAACAGCUCCGACGAGGAUGACUCCAAGCGCCGGGCAGCAGCAGCAGCAAAAGGGCAAGAGCAAGGACGUCACCUCUGCGGCAUCCUCUACGAGGAGAUUCCCAUAACACUCAUAGACAGUAUGCAGACGCGGACAGUUCGGGACCACGCCCAGGACCUGGACGAUGCUCUGGUCUCUACCCUCCAGGCCCUGGAAGCGUUAGCAGCCUCAGAAGACAGUCCGCAUCCUCAGCCACAGCAGACAGCAGGCCUCAUCGUUCUCGCCACCAUCACGCCCGAGUCACCAAUGGACCCCAGCCACGAAACCACCUCCCCAGAGGUCCCCGAAGUCACUGAGAUUGUCGCAGCCAUGAAACAACACAAGAACGCUGCCUUCUUCCUGACUCAGCACCUCAACAAGGAAAGCCUCCUGGCCCAGAAGGAUCUCCCUUUCUGCAUUCAGGGCAGUAGGGCCAAAGAGCCACUGCAGCAUCCAGGCCCAAGCGCGUCCUCAAACCCAGCCCCCAACCCCUCCUGCGCUAGAAGCAAGUGGGAGCUUCCGCAGAGGGGAAAAGACCAUGCCCCUGCAACGCAGCCCUUGCCCUCCCAGCAGCUCAGUGAGCCCAACACCAUAAGGGCAGGCCCAGAGCCCAAGGGCUCCAGUCCCGACGGGGCAGCUGCGGGAACCCCACACACCACUGCCACUGCCCAGGGCAACAGCCAGCCAGAGAAUGGACUACAGGACAUGGGAGCGGCUCCUGCCACCAUUCCAUAUGCUGUGCAGCCAGUCAGCCACAGAGCCUCCCCUUCCUCAGCAGCAGCUGCCUCCUCUCUGACUGAAGGCGGCACUCCCCCCUGGGGUCUCAGCUGCAGGCAGCAAGCCAGCCCCCAGCCUUGCCUUUCGGGGAUGGCCACUGUGGGCCGGCUCCCCCCAAGCCCCCCCUGUUCCCAGAAGCAGCAAACAAGCAAUGUCUGCCAGUGGUGCCGAGGGCCCCAGGGCAGCGCAGCAGAGAGGGUCCCAGCAGCAGGAGAGGACAGACAGGUGCCCCAGAGCUGCCAGCCACUGGGAAGGCCGGAGGGGGCCAGGCUGCCGGGGGCCGGGCCUCCGGGGGCCGGGCCUCCAGGGGCUGGCGAGGAACUUGGUCAGAAAGGCCGGGGGGAGGCUGCCAGGCCAGCUGGCCAGAGAGAGACUGUUCUCGCCAGCCAAGGGGGAAAAGGACAGCACGAAGCAGGCACUGACAGCCGCAGGGCUGAUGCCAGCAACCUGAGGGACCCGCCUUCCAAAAGCCCACAGACUUUUGGUGGCUCCGGCAGCGAGGCUCUGAAGGAGAAGGUCCCCCCAGGUCCCCAGACCGAGGGCCCGCUCUCCAAUUCCGUGCUUUCAAAAAGGCUUGAAAAGGCUCCGGCCAUUAUGCCACCAGAUUCAGACCUCCCAGCUAAGCCCAAAGUGCCCAAAGCGUCAUUCCGGUUCAGGAACCUCAUUUCAGCCACUUUUCCAACACGGCUCAAGAGAGAGACGGACGAGCGACAGGCUCAGCUGCAGAAGGUGAAGCAGUACGAGCUUGAAUUCUUGGAAGAGCUCCUUAAGCCAAAGACUAAGAGACCCCCCGUAUCUCCAGACUGUCUGGACCCCUCAACCACAGGGCGCUGCACCUGCCAGCUCCGGACCAGCCCUGUGCAGAAAGUGCCAGGGAUGUCCAGGGAACAGAGGCGGAGCUGUGACUGCAAGCGGCUCAGCCGUGGCACCGGGGCCCGGCCCGGCCAGCCAGCAGCAUCAGGAUUGGAAAGGCAGGGGAGUGGGACAGAGCCGCAGCAGGCAGAAGGGCCAAGAAAUUCCAGCAUUAGAACCCCUCCAAAGGGCAGCCGGAUCAGGUCCACCAGCCUGGAAUCCAGGGAUUGCCGUUCUGACCCCGAGAACGGCCUGUCGUGCCUGACCACAUGUGCCUCUCCUGGGGAGUGCGUAGGAGCACCACCGCGCUACAAGAGGCUGAUGCGCCGCUACAGCGUCAGUGAAAUUGAAAAGAUGGAGCAAACCUCCCCAAGUUCUCUGGGCUAUCAGAGCCAUCAUUCAAGCAAGCAGAGAGAGAGGGACACCACAGCCCAGAUCCCUGCCUUGAAGGGAAAAGAGCCAGAGCCCCUCUCUGCAGCAGCAGACCCCUUCUAUGUUCAGGUGACUGAGCAGGACCAGAAGGGCAGUGCAGUGCUUCCUUUUCAGGAGGAUGUGUACCCAAGUCCCCCCAACCUGCCAGAGGAGGAUGCAGACGGGGAGAGGUGUUGCUCUUUCCGGUACUGCUUCUACUACAGGAAGUGUGACAUGGCUGACAACGGCAGCGAGAAAGACGAGCUGUCUUAUGCCAUCCCCAUGCAGGUUCUCCCAGAAGGGAAGCUCAGCCACCAGGCAAUCCCGGUCGUCAGCAGAACCCUCCAAGUUCUGGAUGCCACCGCCUGCAGCACUCCGGACAACCAGACCCAGGAGAUAGACCUGCGGACCUCCUCCUUUGAGGGCAGCCUGGCCAAGAUCCACGCCCUGAAGGGCCGCACCUACACCUGGCCCAAUGGAUUCCUGGCCGUGCAGCUUGACACUAGUGAACUCUUGACCAUCUUGCGGCAGUGCGUCAUAAGCCCCGAGAUCCAUGGAGGCAAGCCUCACCUCCCCCAGCUGACUGAGUACAAGCAAGAGUUGGCCCUUAAGUUCAAAGACUUCCGGGCCUCCUGCCGGAGAGUUGCUGCAGUCCACAAGAGCCCGACCCGCAUGCUGUCGGCAGUUAGCAGCAGCUUCCAGGUUUUGGGCAGCUUGAUAGAGACCUUUGUGCGGCUGGUGAACGUGGUGCGCUCAGAGUCUCAGCGCUACGCGCUCUUAGCCAAAGUCGAAGAGAUUGUGAGGAACUACACUUUCUUGCUGAGAGCGGCUGAGGAAUCCACUGCCCGAACGAGCCACCGAGGGAACCAGGAAGCUGAGCAGCUGGGCCGCCAAUCAGUGGCCUCUGUAGUGAACACGCUCACACGCUCCUUGAAGAUGCUGAUGAACAAAUAA
Candoia aspera is the source of this 5046-nucleotide messenger RNA. It is a transcript of the gene FRMPD3, whose product is annotated as FERM and PDZ domain containing 3. Gene Ontology annotation, biological process: signal transduction. Gene Ontology annotation, molecular function: protein binding. The coding region runs from base 1 to 5046 and encodes 1681 amino acids. Lineage: Eukaryota; Metazoa; Chordata; Lepidosauria; Squamata; Candoiidae. The transcript has 14 exons. The record is from RefSeq and is a predicted model, not a curated record. Gene Ontology annotation, cellular component: cytoskeleton.